Molecule: messenger RNA, 1948 nt
Organism: Seminavis robusta
Lineage: Eukaryota; Bacillariophyta; Bacillariophyceae; Naviculales; Naviculaceae
Source: the annotation of a GenBank genome assembly
UCUGAAACAUCCAAUGACUUGGGAGCUGCAGUGUCCCAGCUGUCCAGUAGGGAAGUCUGCAAAAGGCCCACAUCAUUGGAUGCUCACAGGUAGCGAGCCUACAAAAGCAAGGGCUGCACAAACAAGCGGACGUGGCCCCCGCUUCCGUGGACCCCGAACUUUCCAAAGAGCACGGCAUGAGCAGUCCCCAGUGUCAAUCCAGUCACUGAUGUCUUGAAGAAGCGGCCGUUUCAUUCCAAAAAAAUUCGAAGCGAACCCUCACUUCUAUUGCAUCAUCAUCUGUCUCUUCUGCUGGUGGCCUGUAGCUGCUGCUGGGAGUGUCGUCCUUGCCACCCAUCACACCCAAUAGCACACCUGUAAUCCCCUACAACAGCAUUUGGUGGUACGGUAUCAUCAGCAACGAACAAUAAUGAGCGAAAACAACUUUAUUGAACAAGGCGUCGGGUUGGUCCAAAAGGCCAUUGAAGCCGACAAUGCGGCCAAGGAACCCGAUGAGUACGAAGCGGCUCUGAAUUUGUACAAGGAUGCCCUGCAACGGUUGACGCUCGGCCUAAAGUACGAAAAGAAUGAAGCCCGCAAAAAGCUACUCAUGGAACGCGUGGGAGGCUACAUGAAACGGGCCGAAGAACUCAAAGACCAUAUUGAUAAGGAAAGCGGCGCCAAUCAAAAUGACAGCGAAAGCAGCAAUCCGCAAUCGGGUGGAUCACCGAGCAAAGAAGGAGGAGAAGGAGAACGAAAAGAAUUGGAUGCGGAAACCCAAAAACUACGAGGGGCAUUGGCGGGGGCCGUGGUGGCCGAAAAGCCCAAUGUCCGAUGGGACGAUAUCGCAGGCUUGGAGGGAGCCAAAGAGUCUCUGAAAGAGACUGUGAUUCUACCAGUCAUGUUCCCACAGCUGUUUGUUGGAGAAAGGAAACCAUUCAAAGGAAUUCUACUGUUUGGACCGCCAGGAACAGGCAAAUCCUUUCUGGCCAAGGCUGUGGCAACCGAGAGUAACAGUACCUUCUUUAGCGUCAGCAGUGCCGAUCUGAUUAGCAAAUGGCAAGGAGAAUCCGAAAAGCUAGUUCGAAAUCUAUUUGAAAUGGCAAGGGAAAGUGAAGGUAGUCGGGCCAUUAUCUUUAUUGAUGAAGUAGACUCUCUGUGUGGCACCCGUUCCGAAGGAGAAGCCGACUCCUCCAGGCGUGUCAAGACUGAGUUCCUGGUCCAAAUGGACGGAGUCGGAAAGGCCGAAGGAUCCGUCUUGAUACUCGGGGCGUCCAACGUACCCUGGGAUUUGGAUGCGGCCAUUCGAAGACGUUUCGAAAAGAGAGUGUACAUUUCCUUGCCAGGACCCAGCGCCAGAACGUACAUGUUCAAAAUGAAUACCGGUGAUACACCCAACAAUUUGACAGAUGCUGACUUUGACAAACUGGGGAAAAUGUCGGAAGGAGCCAGUGGCAGUGAUAUUGAAGUUAUUGUCAAGGAAGCACUCAUGGAGCCCCUCCGACGUUGUCAGCAAGCAAAACAGUUUUUCCAGGAUGAAAACGACAAGUAUUGGCCUUGUGAAAAGUACCCCAACUGUUACCUCUGUACACCCAAACUGACCACCGACCCACCCGACACGGACUAUGAUUGCCAAUAUUGCGGUGCCAAGCGCAUGACACUCUGGGAUGUACCACCGGAGAAGUUGGAUGCUCCACCGGUUCGCUCCAGUGACUUUGAAAAUGUCAUGAAACAUGCCUUUAGCACCGUGUCCGAAGAGGAGCUCAAUCGCUACAAGGAGUGGACUGCUAUGUUUGGACAAGAGGGGGCAUAGUGACACAUUAUUACUACAUGGGCACGCACACAAUACAAUCCACAACCGAUCCAUCGUUUUCUCACUUUGUACACGCAUGUUGCCUCUUCCAUGGCUCAAGCACUCUAGUUUUAAAACCUCAUGCUUUUAUAAUAAUUCCGCAGUCAUGUACAGUGC